UUUUUGCCUAUUCUUUCUAUCAUCACCAAGAAGCAUGAGUCGUUGUAGAAGCCUAAGUACCAGGGGUGUUAUUAGGCCGAUUGGCAACUGUCGCCAUUCCCGUCUGAGGCUGAUCAGUCGCUGAUGUUGACGGGUCAUCCAUCUCAAUCGCGAUUGCUGUGGGAAGUGCGGAAUCGGCUGUAGGGUUUUCAGAAGGUCCUUCCGUUCCUGCUGGUUGUGAGGGGAAGUGAAGGAUUUGCGCUGUGCCCCAUUAAGUGUUUGUUCAAACAGUGCCGUUCGAUCAAAUGCCAUUCCUCUUCUGUUAGUUACUACAGUUGAUAGAAGUGGGCAUUGCAAAGGUGAUUUGUUACGAUUGGAUAGGCGAACAUUUUGCCCAGUUGAUAGAAGAAAACGUUCCAUUACAUCCGAAGAUAGGUGAAGAAAAUAAAUUUUUUUGAAAAUUUUUUAACAAAUUUAAAGAGAAUCUUCAAUUAAUUCUGGAACUUCUACAUUCUCUAAUUCUGCAGUUAUUUCCUUAGAAAGUACUACAACUACAACAACAAAUUCUUUCGCAACUAAUGGCCAAAAAUUUAAAUUUCCAAUGUUUGGGGGAACACUUGCAAUCAGUUUGAGGAAUGGAGUGGUAUUUUCAACAGAAUGGGGUAAUCUCGAUCAAAUAUUUCAACAAAAACCCAGUCUUAAACAAAAUUUAAAUGGAAAUGAUGAGCCAAAUACAAUUUAUGGAUGUGGAAUUAAUGUUUGGGAAAUGCGAAGACGAAAACUAAUUCAAACUAUUCGACUAAAUCCAGAAGAGGGAGGAUUAUGGCCUGUAUGUAUUAGAAUGUUACAUCAUGCAGAAUUAACUCACGGCUUUGUUUGUACCUCAAUUGGAAGUUCCAUCUAUCAUUUACACAAAUGUACGAGAAGUGGACAAUUUAUAGCUGAUAAAAUUGUUUCUUUUUCUCCCGUCACAAUUGGGCCUACUGACUGGCCAGGAAAUUGUCCAGAAGUCCCAGCAUUCCUCACAGAUAUGGCUAUUUCUAUGGACGAUUUAAAUUUAUAUGUGUGUGCGGCAUUUCAUGGAUUUGUUGCUCAAUUGGAUAUUUCUGAUCCUUUUAGACCUUCUUUGACACAGAAAGUCUUUCUUGGUGGAAUUAUUUACAAAUGUAUUGGUAUCUCCGAAUUAGGCAAAAUGCCUUUGGGGAAAAGUACAAGCACACAAAGGAGUUACAAUACAGAACAAAUAAAAUUAAAUGGAAAAAUAUAUGAAGGUGGGCCUUGUCGUCUUCAAUUGUCUUUAGAUGGAAGACGUUUAUACAUUUCAAAUUCAUUCCUUCGCAAUUGGGAUCAACAUUUCUUUCCAAAAUUGGCAGAAGUCGGUUCUUCAAUUGCUCUUGUACAUAUUGACCCAAGUGGAGAAAAGCCAAUGAAAGGUAAACUAAAUGGGGGAGUGGGGGGGUCAUUUUUAAAAUCAAAGAUCUCGGGAUGGGAAGGGGGUCAAUUUUAAAGGGGGUCAUCAAGGGAACUAAAAGGUGUGUAGGGUUAUGAGGUCGUUUGUGUUUGCUUUGGGAUGGACGCAAACGUUGAGGUCUAUAAAAAAAAUAUUUUUUUAAGUUGAUAAAGAUUUUGGUAUUCGCUUUGAUUUUGAAAAUAAAACAAAUGAACACAAAAAUAAUGGAAAUACCUCACCUUCAAAUUUCGCUUUCUAUGCAAGAGAUAUGCGUUUUCUUGGGGGUGAUUCUACUUCG
Messenger RNA from Meloidogyne enterolobii, 1727 nucleotides. Lineage: Eukaryota; Metazoa; Nematoda; Chromadorea; Rhabditida; Meloidogynidae. The record is from the annotation of a GenBank genome assembly.